UGAAGGCAUCAUUGACGUCAGUCUUCUUGUCGGAUACACACACGCCACUUCAAAACAUGACCGCUUCUGUAAUUGUCCGAAGGUUAGCAGCUCUUUCAGGGGCUUCUGCAGUGGCAGCAGGGGCAUACGGAGCUCACGGGUUCAAAAACAGUGACCCUGAUGACUACCAGAGAGUGCUAUUUGAAACCGCCAACAAGUACCAUUUCUACCACAGCCUGGCCCUGCUGGGUGCUGCCCACUCUGGCAAACCUGCUGUGGCUGGUACCCUCCUGAUAGCGGGCAUGGGGAUGUUCUGUGGCUCUCUGUACCACCAGGCCAUGACCGGGGACCCCAGUCUACGCAAGGUGGCUCCCAUGGGGGGUGUAGCUAUGAUCGUCGGCUGGCUGGCCAUAAUUCUCUGAACUGUACCGGUUCACAUCCCCUCCACAGGGACACAAAACUGUCAGACUGUUAAUGGAUGAACUGGAGGGCUUGUAAGAACUUGGCUGAGGGGUUAAAAGCGUUGAGUUAUGUCACACCCAUCUAACCGCACCCAGUCCUGGGUGGUGUGUGUCAGCAGGAGAUAAGGUCACAACUGGAUUAUCACUUUUCUACCAUUGCUGUCUGUUUCUGACUGGUGUCCAUGUCACAUUUUGUCACCUCAACAAUUUGUUGACCUAACAUUUUAAAUGUCAUGUUAAAUCAUUGAGCUAAUAGAAAUCCAUAAUGCUAUACAUAGGUUUGUGAAUAUUACACUAGUAUAUCUAGUUGUUUCUUUGUUUUUACUAUAUUUCCCCCUACUGCAGUAAAUACAGUUUCUAUAUUUCUGUACAUUUAUACAGCAUAGGUGUGGCGAAUGGAGUAAAAAUAAAGAAAGGAAUAUGAAGGCUUUAAAAAUUAAAUAAAUUCAUUUUCUUACACAUUG
Molecule: messenger RNA, 904 nt
Organism: Sebastes umbrosus (honeycomb rockfish)
Lineage: Eukaryota; Metazoa; Chordata; Actinopteri; Perciformes; Sebastidae
Gene: tmem256
Product: transmembrane protein 256
Exons: 4
Coding region: 57-401 (114 amino acids)
Source: RefSeq, a predicted model, not a curated record